AUGGACAGGCCACCGGCUAUACCUGGAGUACCCCCUGGCUUGGAAUAUUUGUCGCAGAUCGAUCAGCUGUUGGUCCACCAACAGGUUGAGAUUAUGGAAAUGGUCACUGGAUGGGAAGCAUGCAACAAAUAUCAGGUCAAGAAUACCCUCGGCCAGCAGGUUUACUUUGCCAGUGAAGAAUCUGACGCCUGUGCUAGGCAGUGUUGUGGAGCCAGCAGAGGAUUCGUCAUGCACAUCUCUGAUAACUUUGGAGUGGAAAUUGUUAGAGUGAGGCGGGAAUUCAACUGCUGUGCUUGCUAUUCCUGCUGCGCUAACUUGGAUUGUUGCAAGAUGGAGAUUAGCAUCGAGGCACCAGUUGGUCAGGUUGUUGGCUACGCCACACAGAACCGUAGUUGCCUCACUCCUCGCUACACCAUUUCCGACGCCUGUAGGGAGCCCAUCUUCAAACUGACCGGCCCCAAGUGCAUCUGCCAGGGCAUCUGCUGCACCCAGGAUGUCGAGUUCAAGAUAUCGACACUGAACGAGGCUGACGUGAUAGGGAAGAUCAGUAAGCAGUGGAGUGGCUUCGGUAGAGAGGUCUACACUGAUGCUGACAACUUCUCCAUCUCGUUUCCUUUGGACCUGGAUGCGAAGAUGAAGGCAACUCUGCUUGGCACACUCUUCCUCAUUGAUUUCAUGUACUUCGAGCAGAAGCAGAACAACAGAAAUUAA
Molecule: messenger RNA, 711 nt
Organism: Helobdella robusta
Lineage: Eukaryota; Metazoa; Annelida; Clitellata; Rhynchobdellida; Glossiphoniidae
Exons: 8
Coding region: 1-711 (236 amino acids)
Biological process (GO): plasma membrane phospholipid scrambling
Cellular component (GO): plasma membrane
Molecular function (GO): phospholipid scramblase activity
Source: RefSeq, a predicted model, not a curated record